AUGGCUUGGAUGGUUGAUGAAGUGGUGAUGGCGGCAGCAUCUCUGCCCAUAGUCAUGGUGACUGCUGUUGUGACAAUGUUCAUGACUGUUCCCCUCAGCGAAGGUCUUUCCUCCAUGAACAACAACAUGAUUCAGCAUGCUCAGUCACUCAACAUGUCCAUUCGCGUGCUCUACACUUGGGCUCACAUGCUCUAUUCGGUUAUAGCCUUUGUGUCCUCUGCACCUCAGCCUGUCCCUACUUCCUCCUCCCUGUCCCUUCUUCUUCCUCCCGUCUAA
Molecule: messenger RNA, 276 nt
Organism: Closterium sp. Naga37s-1
Lineage: Eukaryota; Viridiplantae; Streptophyta; Zygnematophyceae; Desmidiales; Closteriaceae
Source: the annotation of a GenBank genome assembly